AUGGAAACGAAUUCUGUAGAGGAUGAAGAACGCCGUCGGAAAUCGGAGGCGGCUCGGCGGGCAGCAAUUCGCGAGCGAAUUGAACGCCAAAAAUUGAGAGAGAAACAGAUUGCUGAAGAUAUUGCAAAUGUCGAUAAGAAAUCGUCGAAGCGGAUCGUUUUUGACGACGAUAGCGAUGAGGAGCAGGAGGCGGUUGAGAAAGCACCGAAGAAGCCGAAGUUAUUCGAUAGCGAUGAUGAGGAAGGAGAGGAAGGGAAGGAGGAGGAGGAAUUGUUGAUAAAAAAUCGGCAUUCGGGUGUCAAAGGCGAGAAGCUGAUGAAGCUUGAAACUCGAUUUAAUAAUGAUCCACGAUUCAAAAUGGACGAUAAAUUUGCGGAAUCUGAUGAAUCAGAGGCGGAUGAAGCCGUUGAUGAUGAGCGAAAUGAAAUUCGCAUGGAAAAAGAGAAGAAUAGAGAAUUGUUAUCGAAAAUUCUCGGCAAAUCGAUUGGCGAUGAUAGCAAAUCGAAGAAAAAAAUAGAUGGAAGCGUUGCGAGACCCUUUACAAGAUUUGACCCUUUGAAUGAGGAACAUGUUGCUUGGAUGAAGCAAUUUGGAGAAAAACAGGAGAAAAAGAAGAAGAAAGAGGAAGAUGCGGGUCAAAACGAUGAGGAUGCUGAUGAGGAAGAGCAAGAGGAAGAAGAGGAACGAUCUGGGGAAGAGGAAUGCGAAAAGAAGGAGAUUUUUUAUGAGCUCGAUGAGAAGUUUUCCACAGAGCUUAAAGAACUAUCGGAAGGCAAAAAAUCGGAAAAUGGCUUCUCGUUUUUGGAAAUGAUUGGUCGAAAACACGACGAAGAGGACGCAGAAGCGGAAUCUACGAUUAGACCUGAAAUUCCCAAAGAGAAGCCAUCAGAAAUUGAUGUGACAAAACCGCUUUUGGCAACGAGUACUGUCAAAUCGACGAGAUUCUUCGUGGAUGCUUCCGAUGAGCAAAUUCGGAGUAUGGCGAUGAAUUUUCGGCGAACGCAAUCGAUCGAGAAGAUUAUUGAUCGAUGGACACCGCAUAGGGACGCCAUUUUUAAGGUUUGGAAAAAACAGAGAAGAGAUGCGCUGAAAAUAGAAAAAGAGAAGAUGUCAUGGAGUGGAAAUCGAAAACGAAAAUCGACUGGGACAAUAGGCCAAUGA
Molecule: messenger RNA, 1161 nt
Organism: Caenorhabditis bovis
Lineage: Eukaryota; Metazoa; Nematoda; Chromadorea; Rhabditida; Rhabditidae
Source: the annotation of a GenBank genome assembly